Vigna angularis (adzuki bean) is the source of this 2214-nucleotide messenger RNA. RefSeq names its product WAT1-related protein At5g40240. Lineage: Eukaryota; Viridiplantae; Streptophyta; Magnoliopsida; Fabales; Fabaceae. Gene Ontology annotation, cellular component: plasma membrane. Gene Ontology annotation, molecular function: transmembrane transporter activity. The coding region runs from base 60 to 1130 and encodes 356 amino acids. The transcript is spliced from 8 exons. The record is from RefSeq and is a predicted model, not a curated record.
UAAAAAAGAUAUGAUAUGAGAUAGAAAGGUAUCAGUGGCUGAGAGAGAGUUAGAAAGAAAUGACAAGAUUGGGGAAUGGAACUGGAAAAUUACUGCCAUUUGUGGGAAUGAUGGUGGCUAUGCUAACUCAAAGUGGCAGCAUGGUGGUAAUCAAAGUUGCCAUGAUUGAUGAUAUCAACAAAUAUGUCAUGGUUGUCUACUCUUUUGCACUCUCCACAAUCUUGCUUCUUCCCUUUGCCUUGUUUCUCCACAGGUCAGAACGUCCUCCUCUCACGUUCUCUGCACUCUGCAGCUUCUUUCUGCUUGCAUUCUUUGGGAGUUCAGGAACUAUAAUGGCUUAUGUUGGAAUUGAACUGAGCUCGCCGACACUUGCCUCAGCCCUUCUUAACCUCGUUCCAGCUUUCACUUUUAUACUUGCUCUCAUUUUCAGGAUGGAAGAAGUACGGUGGAGGAACUCAAGCAGCCAAGCUAAAGUGUUAGGAACAGUAGCAUCAAUUGCAGGAGCAUUUGUUGUGAUACUCUACAAGGGUCCUCUCAUCUUUAAGACGCAUUCGACUAACUUUUCUAACCAAAUCCUUCAAUUUUCAGCACAGCUAAAUUGGAUCUUAGGAGGGAUAUUCUGCAUUGCAGAUUCACUUUUUACUUCCAUGUGGUACAUAUAUCAGGCUUCGGUAGCAAAGAAAUACCCUGCUGUAACAGUGAUUGUAUUCUUCCAACUCUUAUCUUCAACCGUGCAGUGUGGAGUAUUUGCCUUAAUUGCUGUGAGGGAUCCGACUGAAUGGAAGCUCAACUUGGAUAUAGGGCUGAUUGGCGUUCUAUAUCAGGCAAUAGUUGCAACAAUGAUACGUUACCUACUAUGCACAUGGUGCGUCCUUAAAGCAGGUCCUCUGUUUUGUUCUAUGUUCAAACCUGUGGCAAUCAUUUUCACCACUUUCAUGGGUGCAAUCUUUCUUGGAGAUGAUUUCAGUCUUGGAAGUUUGAUUGGUGCGGUUAUAAUCGUGGUUGGAUUUUAUGCUGUAUUGUGGGGGAAAUCCAAAGAGGAGAAUGAGAUUGCAAAAGGGGUUGAGAACUUGGAGUCACCAUGCCAUAAUGUUCCUUUGUUGCAAGAUAGGAACAGGUUCAAGCUGUGAAGAUUUUAUCACCUUAUACUUGAAAACUUUUGGAUACUAAAAGUGGCUAGUCAGGCAAGCUAUCUAUAGAGUUGAUUAAUGACAUAUAUUCAAUUAUUUUAUCUAUAUGAACUGAAAUGUUGUAAAUUAUUAUGGAGUUGAAAUGGUGUAAAUUAUUAUGGAGUUGAGUUGGUAUUAAAUUGACUAAUAUGCUUAACAAGAAAAAAGAUUCUAAUUGUAAAGAUGAUUAUGAGCAAGCAUGGAAUAAUAUGCUUAACAAGAAAAAAGGAUUCUAAUGAUAAAGAUGAUUAUGAGCAAAUUCAAAUUACAAGGAAACUCGGUAAGAUAAACUAAGGAAACUCAAUACUAAAUCUCCAAAAGCAAGUAAGGACUCUAUAAAUCACUAAUGAGUUUUGGAGACCAUUUUUAAAAUGUAAAAGAAUUGUGUAAUAAUAAAUCUAUUAAUAUUAUUUGUUCUAGGUGUAUGGAAUUCAAAGUUUGAAAUGUUUUAUGUGAAGGAAAUCAUUAGGAAUAAUAUAAGUGAUCUCCAUCUAUUUAUUUUAUCUUUUUUAGUUCUUUUUUCAUAAUAGGUAUUAUUUGUCUAUGUGAACAAUGUAAUUUUAUCAUGGAUUUAGUGUAAUCCCUUUCUGUUUUUCUUUUCUUUCUUUCUUUUUAAUAAAAUCUUAAUGUAAUUGUAGUGAUACAUAGCAUAAGCUUGUUGGUAAUUGAUAUUAUAAUUUUUAGAAUGUGAAUUACUUAUCUUAAGCCAAAUUUUAAGAUCAAUUUGAGAGUUGAUGAUUCAUAUUUUGGUUGAAUUGUUAUUUCUAUAGUUUUGAAUAGAUAAUAGUUGGAUGAUAAUAAUUUCUCAGACUAAGCACUGUCAUCCAAGCAUCGCAAUGACCACUCAAAUAAUGAAGAAUAGGAGUUUUAGAGAGUAUUCUACGUCUUGAUGGCAUAUGCAAUGUCAUGUUGCUCCAGCGAUGGUGUACACUUAAGUUGGGAAAAUUAAUGUUUCUUUUCUUUCCUUUUGAUGGUUCAUAUUUUGGUUGAAUUUGUAAUUCUAUAGUUUUGAUAGAUAAUAAUCAAAUGUUAAUAAUUUCUUACA